AUGCAACAUCCUGCCCACAAGCACUAUAAAUCAGAAGCUCCACGGUCACCUCGUGCUCCCCACCGACCCCUCACCCAUCGCUAUCUACUAUUCGCCCUCAUAUUCUGCCUUUCCGCAGUCUUCUAUAUGAAUUCCACCGUCGCCCGCACGCUUCUCUCGUCUGUACGAAACACUGCACCAAAGCGCUUCUUUGCCUCUCCAGUCGCCUUCUUCCAAAGACAACACCAACAACACCAGAUCCAACCAACUCUUCACCACCAAAAACAACAGACCGCCAGCAUGUCGUCCAACAGCCUCAUCAAGCUCAUCAAGGAGCGCCGCACCCACUACGCCCUCGGCAAGGACUUGCCCAUCGGCAAGGACAAGAUCCAGGAGAUCGUCAACGAGGCCAUUCAGCAUGUGCCCUCGUCCUUCAACAGCCAGUCCAACCGCGUCGCCGUCUUGUUUGGUGACGAGCACGACAAGUUCUGGAACCUGGUCUCCGAGACUCUGAAGGCCAUCGUGCCUGCUGAUAGUUGGGAUGAGACAGAGGCGAGGAACAGCGGCUUCAAGGCUGCCGCUGGUACUAUCCUCUUCUUCGAGGACCAGACCGUCGUCGAGAAGAUGCAGGCUCAGUUCGCCACCUACGCCGACAAGUUCCCCCUGUGGGCCACCCAGUCGGACGCCAUGCUCCAGUACGCCCUCUGGGUCGCCCUCGACUCGGAGAACGUCGGCUGCAACCUGCAGCACUACAACCCCCUCGUCGACGAGAAGGUUGCCUCCACCUGGGGCAUCCCCAAGGAGUGGAAGCUCAACGCCCAGCUCGUCUUUGGCAACAAGCUCGGUAGCGCCGGCGACAAGGACUUUGCUCCCAUCGAGUCCAAGGUCAAGGUCUUUGGUGCUUAA
Molecule: messenger RNA, 885 nt
Organism: Pyricularia pennisetigena
Lineage: Eukaryota; Fungi; Ascomycota; Sordariomycetes; Magnaporthales; Pyriculariaceae
Exons: 2
Coding region: 1-885 (294 amino acids)
Biological process (GO): cellular response to oxidative stress
Source: RefSeq, a predicted model, not a curated record